Messenger RNA from Neomonachus schauinslandi (Hawaiian monk seal), 2187 nucleotides. Its product is annotated as 5-hydroxytryptamine receptor 3C. Gene Ontology annotation, molecular function: extracellular ligand-gated monoatomic ion channel activity; transmembrane signaling receptor activity; neurotransmitter receptor activity. Gene Ontology annotation, cellular component: membrane; neuron projection; synapse. The record is from RefSeq and is a predicted model, not a curated record. Gene Ontology annotation, biological process: chemical synaptic transmission; regulation of membrane potential; monoatomic ion transmembrane transport. NCBI's taxonomy places the organism in Eukaryota, Metazoa, Chordata, Mammalia, Carnivora, Phocidae.
AUGGGAAGAGGUGGGCUCCAUGAGAAUGGAUGCUUCCUCUUCCUCAUUCUCUAUCUGCUGCUUCAGGAUGCUCAGUUUCAACUGAUGACAUCUUUCCUGUGGCUAAACGUGAUCUGGUACAAUCCAUUCAUCGGGUGGAACCCAGAAGAAUAUGGGGGCAUCAGGAAGAUCAGCAUAGCAGCUGAGAAUCUUUGGCUUCCAGAUAUCUUCAAUGAAGAGUUCAUGGAUGUGGAUCAGACAGCUACAGGUCUCAUGGCUAUGUCAACAGUGAAGGUCUCAUCAAAUAUGAUAAGCCAGUGAAGGUGGUCAGCAUCUGUAACCUGGACAUCUUCUAUUUCCCCUUUGAUGAACAGAACUGCACGCUCACCUUCAGCUCAUUCAUCUACACAGGUGACCUGGGCAUGGAGAAGAAAGCGCAGGAGAUUUUGAACACAUCAAAGAGCCUCAUUCGGAGCAAGGGAGUGGGUACUUUUGGGUAUCCACCAGAGAAUGAUGAAGAUGACUGUGGGCACCAACCAGUAUGACCAAAUCAUUUUCCAGGUGGCCAUCAGGCGUCGGCCCAGACUCUAUGUCAUAAACCUCCUGGUGCCCAGUGGUUUUCUGGUUGCCAUCGACACCCUCAGCUUCUACCUGCCGGCAGAAAGCGGGAAUUGUGCCCCAUUCAAGAUGACCCUUCUGCUGGGCUACAAUGUCUUCCUGCAUAUGAAUGACUUUCUCCCUGCGACUGGCACCCCCCUCAUCAAUACCCUAGUCUUAGAAGAACUUGAUUCUUACUUCCCUAGCCCUCAUCCUCUCAUUAAGAGAAGAGUCCAGAAGAGGAUGAUGGAAGGGGGGUGGCCUGUGGAGGGCGGAGUCCUCCUCUACCUCACUGUCAGCCUUCUGCUUCCAGGAAGAGGAGACACAUUCACCAUCAAUUGCUCAGGCUUUGACCGGAACGGGGUGGAUCCUGCUGCCUUCCAAGCAGUGUUUGACAGAAAGGCCUUCCGUCCAGUCGUCAACUACAGCAUCCCCACUCAUGUCAACAUCUCCUUCACCCUGUCUGCCAUCCUGGAAGUGAAUGCACAGCUCCAGCUUCUGACAUCACUUCUGUGGGUCAAUUUGAUGUGGGACAAUCCUUUCAUCCGUUGGAACCCAGAAGAGUGUGUCAGCCUCAAAAAACUCACUGUCUCGGCUGAAAACCUGUGGCUCCCAGACAUCUUCAUUUUGGAAUCCAUGGAUGUGGAUCAAGCGCCUCCAGGUCUCACCGCCUUCGUUAACAGUGAAGUGAAGUACGACAGGCCAGUGCGCGUGACCAGCAUCUGUAACCUGGACAUCUUCUACUUUCCUUUUGACCAACAGAACUGCACACUCACCUUCAGUUCCUUCCUCUAUACAGUGGACAGCAUGCUACUGGGCAUGGACAAGGAAGUGUGGGAGAUAACAGACACAUCUCGUAACCUCAUCCAGACCCAGGGAAAGUGGGAGCUCCUGGGCAUCAACAAGGCCACCCCAAAGAUGUUGGUGGGCAGCAACCUAUAUGACCAGAUUAUGUUCUAUGUGGCCAUCAGGCGCAGGCCCAUCCUCUACGUCAUAAACCUCCUGGUGCGCAGCGGCUUUCUGGUUGCCAUCGAUGCCCUCAGCUUGUACCUGCCAGCAGAAAGCGAGAAUCGUGCCCCAUUCAAGAUGACCCUUCUGCUGGGCUACAACGUCUUCCUACUCAUGAUGAAUGACUUACUCCCAGCCAGUGGCACCCCCCUCAUCAGUGUCUACUUUGCCCUGUGUCUGUCCCUGAUGGUGGUCAGCCUGCUAGAGACCAUCUUCAUCACCUACCUGCUGAACCUGGCCACCACCCAGCCCCCACCCAUGCCUCAGUGGCUUCAUUCUCUUCUCCUUUGCUGCACCAGCCCAAUGAAAUGCUGCCCCACUGCACCCCAGAAGGGAAAUAAAGGCCUGGGCCUCCCCCCGGCCCACCUGCCUGGUGUGAAGGAGCCCGUGGAGUUGGUGGGAAAGGUGUCAGGUCCCAGACAGGCAGAGUUAAAUGGGAGCCCUGAGUCAACAAGGGCCCAGCAGGAAGAAGAGACUCAGAGGCAGCGCUUGGUCGACCUGUGGGUGAAGUUCAGCCACAUGAUGGACACCCUGCUCUUCUGCCUCUACCUGCUCUUCAUGGCCACCUCCGUGGUCACCGUCAUCAUCCUCUGGAACACCUAG